AUGUGUUCUUUGCCUCCUUUAAUUGAAGGCAAGGAGGGGUACACCAACAACGCGGAUGGUGCACUUUGUAUGGUGGUCGUGGACCCUGCCACCCGAAAGCUUCUGAUCCCAUGCGACUGCAUAUACCCCACACGGGCACAGCAACGUGCCGCAAUUCCAAGCUUGUGCCAGCUCUUUCUUCAAGGUCGGUGCCGCCAAGGCACUCUGUGUCACCAGGUUCAUGCGAACGUGGAUACGGUUGUGGUACUGCGAGGUCACGUGGGGAAUCUUCCGCGGUGUUGCUCAUUUCACGGUGACGAUGACAUCGCUGGUGUGCUGAAUGAGCGCUCAUGGCUUUCAAAGGUGGUGCUAUACAUCCCUGAAGUAAGCUUUGAGGGUGGCUAUGUUCCAUUGAGCCGCAUUGGUUACACAGUGCCCAUUUCCAAGAUGCUAAAUGAACUGGACUCCGACGUUGUUCGUGCGCUUGAUUCUUACGGACAGUCUGCACAUGAAGGCUCUGCACCACCGGAAGGUUCGCCACUUAUUGUACUUGGGGCAGGGGACAUACCCAUUUGUCGCCUUCACGUCAAGGAACGCUGUCGCUUCGCGGAGGAGUGCAGUUUUCUGCACUUGUGCAAGGAGAUUGCGGCAAUGAACCCACAGCUUCCUCUUGGCCGUCGAUCACGUCUGAAGGUUACACAAAAGGAAUCUAUUUGCAACGUGUCUGAGCCGCAUGAACAAAACAUGUUAAACAUGGCGCCUUUGUCACCUUCCACAGGGCUUGCUGAGGCGUCUCAGGCUUGUCCGUCUUCUGUGCGAGGAUUUCCAUUGGUUCAACGAGGCGGCACAAGUGGACAUAGUUCGCUGGCAAACUCAUUAUACCGGAAUGGUGAGAAUACUUCGUGGAUGGGGCCUUUGCGUGAAUCAAGUUCGCUUGGCCAGAGCUGUGAGAUGUCAACAAAGGAAAGUCCUAACACGCCAGCCGCAGUAUCCACACUGUGUUCCCUGAGUUACAGUGAUAUUCAGCAGCCGAAACAGAGGUUGGACGUGCGACGGAAGUUGUCGUCACGUGUUCUCGUUUCGUGUGACGGCCCGUGCCGCUUUGAGGAAGCUCCCGGAGGCGCGGAAGAGUCCACGCCCGAGUUGCGAGGUGGAAGACCCUGCAAGGGCUGCCGGGGGUCGUCCCUUUUAAUUAGGGGGACAGUGUCCGAUUCCAUGGCUGCAUCCAGCCGUGACGAGGGGGCCAGUAACUCUUCAAUGAGUCUGUCGACAAGCUGCCGCUGCUUCAGUGCAGGCAAGUGGAGGCACGACCCCUACAACCUUUCAUGGGUCCGUAUGGGUGGAUGA
Messenger RNA from Trypanosoma rangeli, 1326 nucleotides. RefSeq lists its product as uncharacterized. Lineage: Eukaryota; Euglenozoa; Kinetoplastea; Trypanosomatida; Trypanosomatidae. Gene Ontology annotation, molecular function: metal ion binding. The coding region runs from base 1 to 1326 and encodes 441 amino acids. The transcript has a single exon. The record is from RefSeq and is a predicted model, not a curated record.